Molecule: messenger RNA, 795 nt
Organism: Pocillopora meandrina
Lineage: Eukaryota; Metazoa; Cnidaria; Anthozoa; Scleractinia; Pocilloporidae
Source: the annotation of a GenBank genome assembly
AUGCCCGAGUCUGUUGCUAGCCUUAAGAGAGAGAACAGUAAGCUUAAAGAUCAACUGUCUGUCAUGGCGGAUGAGAUUGCUAAGAUGAAGGUGAUGCUGCUGGAGCAGUCAAAAAAACCUGCAGCGACUAAUGACGAAGUAGAGCAAAGCUUAGAAUUCAUGAGUAAAGAAUAUGAUGACUUUGAGCGAUUCAGGGUCUCUGCUGGUAAAGAACUUGAUCGCUUAGGUGCCAUGCUUGAUGAGAUUGCUGUUGAAGUUAACAGAGUUUCCAGGAGCAUCGAUGAAUUUCAAGAGUACAGUUAUCAAUAUAAUGUUAAGAUUGUUGGUGUCCCUCAAUUGAGUCAAGAUGAAUCCUCGGCUUCUACGAGUGCGCUAUGUGAAUGUUUAUUUAAGGCAAUUGGAUCCGCUGUAUCAAUUCAUGACAUUGACACAGCCCAUCGAGUCCCAACGAGAAGCAAUGACAAUGGCGGCCCGCGGCCAAUCAUUUGCCGAUUUAUUAGACGAUUGUCAAAAGAUGAUGUCAUGAAUCAUAAAAGAAAUGCAAGUAAAGUUGCCCCAUCUGCUGUUGGUUUACCUGACGAUGCCUCCCUUUCCGCUGUUAGAAUUUUUGACCAUUUAACGCCAAGGAUGCAAAAGGUUUUAUUUGAAGCUAAGAGGUUCAAGGAGCAGUUUCACUAUCAGUAUUGCUGGUCGAAGGGAUCGCUUGUUUAUCUUCGUAAAGAUACCACGUCUCGAGCCAUCAAGAUUAAGGAUAUCACGGACCUGCACCGAUUAACGAAUGGACGUGAAGGCUAA